AUGCAAGUCUUCCUUAAGACUCCCACCGGCAAGACAGUCACCCUAGAGGUCCAGAACACGACGACUAUCCUCGAGUUCAAGAGGAUGGUCGAAAAGAAGACCGGAUGCCCUGCAUCAUGCCUCAGACUUAUUUGGGCUGGGAAGGAGCUCGCAUGCUCAAUCGAGGAUGAUGAGGAGGAGGAAAAAGAGCAGCGGACUUUUGACUCGUACGGCAUCGGAAACCUCCGUGGCGGUACCGACACCUACGAGGUCGAGCCGACAACUACCAUCAGGGAGUUCAGAACCGAGAUCGAGAAGAAAACUGGCGUUCCACCUGGCUGUCAGAAAAUCGUCUUUGCAGGCAAGCAUUUGGGAGGCCAGGCUGAUGACGAUGAAGAUGAGAGAAAAGAGCGGACGAUCGAGUCGUACAACAUUCAAAAGGAGGCCACAGUCCAUGUGGUGCUCCGUCUAAAAGGAUCUUAA
Messenger RNA from Fulvia fulva, 462 nucleotides. Its product is annotated as Polyubiquitin. The record is from RefSeq and is a predicted model, not a curated record. Bases 1 to 462 code for a protein of 153 amino acids. Gene Ontology annotation, molecular function: protein tag activity; ubiquitin protein ligase binding. Gene Ontology annotation, cellular component: nucleus; cytoplasm. Gene Ontology annotation, biological process: protein ubiquitination; modification-dependent protein catabolic process. NCBI's taxonomy places the organism in Eukaryota, Fungi, Ascomycota, Dothideomycetes, Mycosphaerellales, Mycosphaerellaceae. The transcript has 4 exons.